CCGACGAAACAACAACUGAAAGCUCCACCUUCGUACUCUCCACUCAUAUCGCAUACGAAGUAGCUUUGCAGCAGCUAUCCAACGAUCAGUGGGUGACUUGUGCUGCCGCGUGCCGUGCGUUGUAUUGCCAGUUCAAUUUUGCUCGCAACGUUAGGCGGUUGUGUUUUGAGACGCGAACUUGUUUUCGAUUUUGAAUUAAAUUUGUGUUAUAUUUCAUAACUUGAACGACAAAGUUUUGUAUCCAAAUGUAAUACUUACGUGAUCAUAUACCAUAGAAAAAUUGCCUUAAAUAAUUGAACUUCAAGUUAGUGCAGCUUCGUGCCACAUUUCGAUCGAUCAAUUUAAACCGGUGCAGUACACACAAAUAUUCGACAAAUCGAGUCUAUUUACGUGCAAAGUGAAUUCAAGCCAAGUACCCCAAUAAAUUCAGUUGCAUGGAAGUAAAAACUGCCACUUCAAAUCCAGUUGCCAGCAAUUGCUAUUGUAUUCGUCAAAUUGCUUCACCGAAAACAUAUUAAACAAACGAGAAGCUAUUAUACAGUUAUUGCAGCGCAAAGAUUCGGUUGCAGAACUGUGAACAGCGUAAAUUUUUUGAAUGAUGUUGUAUUGUAAUACAGCGAAGUGUCCGACGGACAGGAGAAGUCGAACGACCACAGAUAACGUUAGAUCACCAGCAAUUGAAGGACUUGCCUACAAAAUGCGAGCCUACCAACAGUGUUCAGUAUUCAUAGUUUUAGUCACAUUACUCGCCCUAUUCGGUACUGUUUCUCCCAACCCGGUGCAGACAACCACACAAGCCGAGAUUUAUCUAUCACAAUUCGGAUAUCUACCAGCAUCAGCUCGUAAUCCUGCUAACGGCGGUUUACUGGAUGCAAGCACAUGGAAUAAAGCUGUGCAGGAUUUCCAGAGUUUCGCUGGCUUAAAUGUAACCGGAGACUUGGAUGAAGAAACUUUGGGACUAAUGUCACUGCCACGAUGUGGUGUUAGGGAUAAAGUGGGGUUCGGCACCGAUAGUCGUUCCAAGCGAUAUGCCCUACAGGGAAGCAGGUGGCGCGUUAAGGCUUUGACAUAUAAAAUAUCUAAAUAUCCUAAACGACUCAAACGUAACGAUGUUGACGCCGAAAUAUCACGUGCUUUCAGUGUAUGGAGCGAUUUCACAGAUUUGUCAUUUACUCCCAAGGCUUCUGGACCCGUUCAUAUAGAAAUUAAAUUCGUAGAAAGUGAACAUGGUGAUGGUGAUGCAUUUGAUGGUGUUGGUGGUACCUUAGCUCACGCAUUUUUUCCUGUUUUUGGCGGUGAUGCACAUUUCGACGACGCUGAGUUAUGGACGAUUGGAUCACCUCGUGGAACAAACCUUUUCCAAGUUGCAGCCCACGAAUUUGGUCAUUCUUUGGGGUUGUCUCACUCAGAUGUACGUUCUGCACUGAUGGCACCCUUUUAUCGUGGGUUCGAUCCCGUAUUCAAACUUGACUCUGACGACGUUCUAGCUAUUCAAGCUCUGUAUGGUAAGAAAACUGUGGGAGUAUCUGAUCGUGGCGGUUUCCCAAGAACUACCCAAAGACCAGUGUUUUCACCACCAAAAGCGCCACGAGACGAUAUUAUUUGCAAAGAUCCCAAAGUUGAUACCUUAUUUAAUUCGGCCGAUGGACAAACAUAUGCCUUCAAAGGAAACAAAUAUUACAGGCUUACUGAAAACUCUAUUGCUGAUGGUUAUCCCAAACUUAUAUCUGAAGGCUGGCCGGGAUUACCGGGCGAUAUUGAUGCAGCAUUCUCUUACAAAAAUGGCAAGACAUAUUUCUUCAAGGGUACUAAAUAUUGGCGCUACAAUGGACGUCAAAUGGAUGGUGAUUAUCCAAAAGAAAUUAGUGAAGGAUUUACAGGAAUACCAGAUCAUUUAGAUGCAGCUAUGGUUUGGGGCGGUAAUGGAAAGAUUUAUUUCUACAAAGGUAGCAAAUUUUGGCGCUUCGACCCGCUAAAGCGACCACCAGUAAAAUCAAGUUAUCCGAAACCCAUCUCAAAUUGGGAAGGCUUGCCUAAUAACAUUGAUGCUGCUUUGCAAUACACCAAUGGAUACACGUACUUUUUCAAGGGUGACAAAUACUAUCGAUUCAACGACAGAACUUUCUCGGUCGAUGCAGCAAACCCGCCAUUCCCACGCCCAUCUGCUCACUGGUGGUUCGGCUGCAAGAAUGUGCCGUCAUCAACAGGUAAUAUUAUUGACAGUUCCGACGAACCACUUUUGCACUCGGUAUACAACAAUGAGGAAAAUGAUGAAUCACUACAAUUCGAAGCAGAUGAGAAACCUGGCAGAGGUAAUAUCCCUGGUUGGAUGUGGAGCAUAGCGAAUUCCUUCUUUUAAUUUUACCAUAUAUGAAAUGACGACCAUCAAGCUCAUGACGAAUCUCCACAAGCCGAUGUUUCGAGACAAAGCAAUUCUGCGAACAAAUUUCACACAUCACACAGUUGGAGUAUGCACUUGGCGACGGCUUUGGUGGUGCUCAUCAAUAAGUUUAAGAGCAGAUAAAACGUAUGGACGUGUAUUUACGUCAAUAAUAUAACGCCAAAUAUAUGAGCAAAGAAACUGUACACAACUCUUCACCCAAUUCAAUAAGUGGCCGCGCCUCCCCCUCCUUAAGCGUUUGGAACUCAUGUACACGAAAAUUAGCUUUAAAGGAAUAUAUAAUUAACUAUAAUAACGUACAUAUGUACUUAGGUAAUAAUUUACUGUUAGUUCUUAGCUUAAGCGAUGCAAAAAAUUAUGACAUUUUAGCUAACUUAGUGUAGACUACGUACUUUAGUUUUCCAAAUAAUAGCAUCUGUGGUAAUGGGGCAGAAGAGUGGCUACAAAGUUAUGUAUAAAGUGCCCUUCAGCCAUUGAAAACCACAUUCUUGAAAAUUCAGAGUUUUUUAAUUCGAGCUCUAAAGAAAUCAAAAGUUUACUUCUAAUGUCUAAAGAGUAUAAAAUCGACAAAGGAAUAUUUUCGAAACGAAAUUUAACCAUUUGUUAAUAUGCGUCACAUAUUUUUGCUCCAGAUAUAUUAAACCACUUAAAGUGCUCUCUUAAAAAUGUCUCUUAAUCGAGUUAAGUUGCCAUACCUGGUAGGCAUCGAAAUGUUUACAUGUACAUAAAUAAUUAAAUAUUGUAUUUCAGCAUUGGAAUUAAAAGUAUUUAAUAUUGAUAAUAUUCGAUAAUAAUAUUGCCUUAUAACCAUGUAAAGUAAAUUGUAAAUUAUUUUUUAUUCAUAAGAGAUAUAUGUAAGAUCGCAUUUGUAAUAACAUUUUUAUUAUUAUAUCUUAGCUAUUGUACAUUUUAUUGUAUGUAGAGACAUUUUCAAACCACGGAAUUAAUAUUUAACUCCGGAUAUCGAAGUCAUGAUAGGUUUGUUCAAAUGAUUGUAUAUACUUAAGUGAAUGAGCUCAAAUGGAAUUGUCGCAAAAUACAAACAUACACUAAAA
Messenger RNA from Zeugodacus cucurbitae (melon fly), 3456 nucleotides. It is a transcript of the gene Mmp1, whose product is annotated as matrix metalloproteinase-14. Gene Ontology annotation, biological process: extracellular matrix organization; collagen catabolic process; proteolysis. Gene Ontology annotation, cellular component: extracellular matrix. The coding region runs from base 596 to 2359 and encodes 587 amino acids. Gene Ontology annotation, molecular function: zinc ion binding; metalloendopeptidase activity. Lineage: Eukaryota; Metazoa; Arthropoda; Insecta; Diptera; Tephritidae. The record is from RefSeq and is a predicted model, not a curated record. The transcript is spliced from 8 exons.